AACAUCAAUAUAAAAAAUUGGAGUAUUAUAGAUUUGAAAAACAGUUACAGUUCAAAGAAGCAUUUAUUAUUAGUGGAAUUGGAUAGAUGAGAAAUUAAUAAUGGCAAACCCUAACAGAGAUCGUGAACUUCUAAUUCCGGUAGCUAACUCCGGUGCCGGCGAUGAUGUCUCCGGCGACAAACCUUCUUCUUCUUCUUCCUCUUCAAGCCAUCAUCACUCUGGUCGCGAGACUUUCUCUAAAGUUGUUAGGAGCUGGGCUUCUAAGAAAUUCAUGACCGGAUGUGUCAUCCUAUUUCCUAUAGCAGUCACCUUCUAUAUAACAUGGUGGUUUAUUCAUUUCGUGGAUGGCUUUUUCUCUCCAAUCUAUGCUCAACUUGGAAUUGAUGUUUUUGGUCUUGGAUUUAUGACUUCAAUCACUUUCAUUUUUUUGGUGGGGGUGUUCAUGUCAUCAUGGUUGGGAGCUUCAGUUUUGGGUCUUGGGGAGUGGUUCAUCAAAAGAAUGCCAUUUGUUCGGCAUAUCUAUAAUGCUUCGAAACAAAUUAGUUCUGCCAUAUCUCCAGAUCAGAACACACAAGCUUUCAAGGAGGUCGCCAUAAUAAGGCAUCCACGCAUUGGCGAAUAUGCCUUUGGGUUUAUUACUUCAUCUGUCGUCCUCCAGAACUAUUCAGGAGACGAAGAGCUAUGCUGUGUGUAUGUUCCUACAAAUCAUCUUUACAUUGGUGAUAUAUUCCUUGUUAGUGCAAAAGAUGUUAUUAGACCAAACUUGUCUGUCCGUGAAGGAAUAGAGAUUGUUGUAUCGGGUGGCAUGUCAAUGCCUCAGAUACUGUCAACCCUGGAUCCAGGAAGUAUUCAAGUCGAUAGAAGUUGACCUUACAGAAACCGAGGGUAAAGAUAAUAGUCAUCUGAGAAGCGCUCAUCAGUCAUCAAUUUUUUCCCCUUUUUGUUCCAGAAAGAUCUGUUUUUAUAUUUUCUUUUCUCAUUUACUUUGAUAUUUGAGGUGUUAGAUUCAGUUCGCGUAUGUGACAAUUGCUGCAGUGUACAAUGUAGGGAAGUAGUAAUGGUUUGAAAAUGUAGUUGGUUGAUAAUUUUAAGUUAAUAGGUUUCUCGCCUUUUGCU
Messenger RNA from Lycium ferocissimum, 1116 nucleotides. RefSeq names its product protein CONTINUOUS VASCULAR RING 1-like. Gene Ontology annotation, biological process: stem vascular tissue pattern formation. Lineage: Eukaryota; Viridiplantae; Streptophyta; Magnoliopsida; Solanales; Solanaceae. The coding region runs from base 101 to 868 and encodes 255 amino acids. The transcript has 7 exons. Gene Ontology annotation, cellular component: Golgi apparatus. The record is from RefSeq and is a predicted model, not a curated record.